Penicillium maclennaniae is the source of this 1215-nucleotide messenger RNA. Its product is annotated as SDR family oxidoreductase. The coding region runs from base 1 to 1215 and encodes 404 amino acids. The record is from RefSeq and is a predicted model, not a curated record. The transcript has 3 exons. NCBI's taxonomy places the organism in Eukaryota, Fungi, Ascomycota, Eurotiomycetes, Eurotiales, Aspergillaceae.
AUGUCUUCUGCUUUAGUUAUGGGCGCCACCGGUAUGACCGGGGGCGCUAUCAUUCACCACCUGAUUAAAGAUAGCUCCUAUCAAAAAGUCUUCUCAUUCUCUCGACGCAAUCCUGGUAACCAGCACCCGAAGGUCCAGCAUGUUACCAUGGACCUUCAGAGCUCUGUAGAGGACAUGGCACGCGACCUUAAUGGAGUUUCCGCAGAUGUGAUCUACUUCUGUGCGUAUCUAGUCCCUCAGGACCAGACAGAGCUGUUGCGCGUGAACGUGAAGCUCCUGAGCAACUUCAUUCAAGCCAUCAAAGUAACUGGAGCCGACAAAAAGCUCAAGCGCUUUAUCCUCACCUGUGGCUUCAAGCAGUACGGCGUUCACUUUGGACAGGCCAAACAGCCUUUCCUGGAAGACGAUCCUUUGCUGGAGAACAUAGAAGGCGCCAAUUUGCCUCCGAUCUUCUACUACGAGCAACAGAGGGUACUGAUUGAAGCCGCGGCCAAAGGCGGCUGGGAAUGGAUUGUCACGCUGCCCGAGGACGUGCUCGGGUAUGCGCGGGGAAACUUCAUGAACGAAGCCACCUCCAUUGGGCUCUACUGCGCCGUGAGCAAAGCUUUGCCAGGAUCUGAGCUACCAUUCCCAGGUAGUAAGGCCAAUUACUUCACAUUCAAUUGCUGGACAUCGGCAAACCUACACGCCAAAUUCUGCCUCUGGGCCGCGAGGGCCCCCGGCGCGGGCAAUAACAUCUUCAACGUGAUGAACGGCGACACGGAAUCAUUUCAGAAUCUGUGGCCUCGUCUGGCUGCUCGAUUCGGAUGCAAGAUUCCGGAUCCGAUGUUCCCUAAUGGUGGCGUGCCGAAUACCAAGGGGUACCAGAGCUACGAGUCGUUGACGAUCCCAAUGCAAAAUAGGCCGCCUCUUCAGGCGAGCGCAUCGUCCCUGGUGGAUGUUGAGAAGUGGGCACGUCGAGCUGACGUAAAUCAAGCCUGGGCUGGCCUGAGAGAUAAGUACCAUCUUGACCAACAGGCCUGGAACAAAGCAACCUGGGAUUUCCUUGUGCUGACCAUGGGCCGGGACUGGAGCUGCGUGGCAAGUAUGAGCAAAGCUCGUAAGCUGGGAUGGACAGGGUAUGCAGAUACAUGGGAGGAGCUGGAAGAAACCUUCCGAGCACUGGAAGAAGGAGGGGUGCUACCGCCGGCGGAUCAACUGCGUCGGGACUUUUAA